Messenger RNA from Cryphonectria parasitica EP155, 1286 nucleotides. RefSeq lists its product as uncharacterized. Gene Ontology annotation, cellular component: small-subunit processome; small ribosomal subunit; Mpp10 complex. Bases 58 to 609 code for a protein of 183 amino acids. The record is from RefSeq and is a predicted model, not a curated record. Gene Ontology annotation, molecular function: rRNA binding; snoRNA binding; structural constituent of ribosome. Gene Ontology annotation, biological process: rRNA processing. The transcript is spliced from 5 exons. Lineage: Eukaryota; Fungi; Ascomycota; Sordariomycetes; Diaporthales; Cryphonectriaceae.
CAAAGUUCCCUUGAAUAUCUCGUUCUUGUAGGAGUUGAUCCUUCCAAAGUCUCCAAGAUGGUCAGGAAGCUCAAGUAUCAUGAGCAGAAGCUGCUCAAGAAGACAGACUUCAUCACAUACAAACAGGACAACGGUCACCGCGAUCACAAUGUCAUCAGACGGUACAUGAUCCAGAAACCAGAGGACUACAACAAGUACAAUCGACUCUGUGGUUCUGUCCGUCAGCUCGCCCAUCGCCUCUCGCUCAUGCCGCCGGACAACGAGGUCCGGCGAAAGCAUGAGAAGCUGCUACUGGAUAAACUCUACGACAUGGGCAUCCUGUCCUCCACGUCCAAGUUGAGCGCUGUCGAGCAUGGUGCAACCGUGUCCGCGUUUGCACGACGUCGACUUCCCGUGGUCAUGACACGGCUGAGGAUGGCGGAGACUGUCCAAGCUGCGACGAAGAUGAUUGAGCAAGGUCACGUGCGGGUCGGCACCGAGACCGUCACAGACCCGGCCUUUUUGGUCACCCGCCAGCUCGAGGAUUUCGUGACCUGGUCGGUUGGCAGCAAGAUCAAGCGCAACAUCAUGCAGUACAGAGACAAGCUGGAUGAUUUCGAGCUGCUCUGAGGGACAUUUCUGCUACAAAGCAUUGUGCCCUCUGCUUUACGCUGGGCACAUCUUUGCCGACAAAGACGAUCGGCUCUUUCUUCGAGGAUGAUCCGAGCGGCUGCUCCUGAGGUACUGUUUGUCCAGGCAGUCGCAAAGAAUGGGCGUCACUCGAAACGAUGCCCGCCGGGUUCAGAGCUCAGCCAUCUAGAGGUACAAUUUCUCAAGGCCAGUUCAACUUCAGCUUGGUGGACACGCCGCUGCAGCGCAAUCACGCGACAUUGGCUCCAGGCAUAGAAUACCAGAGGCGACGAAGGCCUGACUAUUGCACAACAGGCAGUAUUCCAAGCUUCAGACGAACUCUAUUUUCGAUUGUUGAGGCCGCCGAGGCAUACUUGGUCUUUUUGAGCACCUUAUCGGCAAGGAUCGUCGCACAGGUUGCGGCGCCACCGAACCUUGCAGCCAACUGCAUAUGCAAAACAGCUUUCAAGACGCACUUCCCCCGCUCCGCCGCACAACCACCAAUACACUGGCUAAUAAUAAUUCAAUUUCGAUAUGUCAAUGGGAUCGGGGCAUUCAAAGUUGUGCAUCUUUACUAUCCCUCCUUUCCCACGAAACGCUACACAACGAUAAACUACAAUGGGCCCGCUUUUCCCGAUGCUGGAAUUCGAGAUGGGUAAAGUACGGAACUAAGCACG